This is a messenger RNA of Hibiscus syriacus, 1396 nucleotides long. RefSeq lists its product as uncharacterized. The coding region runs from base 223 to 1245 and encodes 340 amino acids. The record is from RefSeq and is a predicted model, not a curated record. Lineage: Eukaryota; Viridiplantae; Streptophyta; Magnoliopsida; Malvales; Malvaceae. The transcript is spliced from 4 exons.
UAGAGCCCUCUCUUCUUGCUCACUUCAAGAGAGCGAGGGAGGCGAACAGUGAUAGAGGGAAUCACUUCUCCAAAACGACGCCGUGACAGUGUUUCAGGAUAAAUCCCGGUAGAAGAAAACCCUAUUUUUCUCUUUGAAUGAGUAAUUGCAGUUUGGAACACUCUAACUAUAGGUCAUCUUUGGAUGAUUCAGAGAUUUCCCCUCUGACCCUUUGCUCUUAAAAUGAAUACAAGAGGUGGCCAGGCAUCUAGGGGUCCGAGGUCAAAAAGUUUUCAGGGAGAGGGGCCAAAUUGGAUUCUUAUUGCUGGUGGUGCCUUGCUGAGUACCUUAUCGAUCCGCUUUGGUUACAAGCUCAAGCAAGCACUUGACACCAAGCAACAUCAUAAUUCUUCUACUAGAUCGAAAGGGACUGGAACUUCUGACCAGAGGAGUUCUUCAGGUUGCCGUUUACACUCAAACAUGUAUUCAUUUACACAAGAAGAUGAUGAGUGUUUCAACUGCAUUUCAGGAGCGGAAAGCAUGGGGCGGAAGCACCUGCCUAACGGCCACUUUCUGCCUCCAUCUAAAGUUACUCUCCCUCUGGUGACAGUUCCCACCACUGAGUUCAACAAGGAUAAUGGUGUUAUGUGGGCAUCAUCUUCCGAUCCCCUUGAGUUGCCUUCAAAGCCAUUCCAUCAUUUUAAUUGCUCCGACUCACCAUGUGUCUCAGAAUCAGGCUCCGACAUAUAUAGCAAGCGGGAAGUGAUACAGAAACUAAGACAACAGUUGAAGAGAAGGGAUGAUAUGAUUCUGGAGAUGCAGGAUCAGAUUACGGAGCUUCAGAAUUCAUUGAAUGCUCAAGUGGCACACUCGAGUCAUUUACAAUCACAGCUGGAUGUUGCAAACAGAGACUUGUUCUACUCUGAGCGGGAAAUCCAAAGGCUGAGGAAGGCAACUACGGAUCAUUGCAUGGGACAUGUCAGCACGAACAAGCAGACUUCAACAGUUACAGCUCUGCCAUCUGACAAAAGAAAUGGCCAUGAAAACGGGUUUCUCGACAUCAAAACCAACUUGGAGUUUCCUGAGAAGGGAAGAGGAGACGGGGAGCAAAUCGAAAUGCUGAGGAGAGAAGUGGGAGAGUUGAAGGAGGUAAUAGAAGGAAAGCAAUACUUGGUGCAGAGUUACAAGGAGCAAAAAAUGGAACUUUCCAUGAAGGUCAAGGAGUUGCAGCAGAGAUUGGAUGAGCAGCUCCCCAAUAUUUUGUAAGUAAUGUUUUUAACAUUUUGUGCAUUCUUACUUGUUUUCUUUCUUUAAUUUGAAAUUGGAAAAAAUGCCUCUCUUUUACCAUUCUUUCCCGCUAUCAUUGUCUUUUAAGUUUAGUGUUAGAUGAUUGAUAUGUUCUUUGCUUAUGUCUUAU